UGAACGCAUUGAUUGUCUAUGUGACACACGCUGGUGCCUGGUAACCUUCUGCUAUGACUUGAAUGCUGUAGACCCGCCGCUGUGCUAUUAUAGGGACUGUUUCUGGACAGAGUUAAGCUAAUGGUAGGCAUUUGGGAAUUUACUGUGCACCAAUGAUGCACUACUCAAACUGGCUUAUUGGCGUGAAAAACAGGGCAAGCCUUCGAAAUGCAUGCAAAACACCACCUAACACCGACUGGAACAAUAGGGGGAAUGUUGUGGACGUGCAGAACAACAACCCGGUGCCAAAUGAAAAGACAUCCGAGCAGAAUGUCGCACACCACCUUUGGAAAAAAGGCUACAAAAUCAUCAAAAAAAUUGGGGAGGGCACAUUUUCCGAGGUGGUGAAAACUCAGAGCCUGAAAGAUGGGAAGUUCUACGCAUGUAAAACCAUGAAGCAGACGAUAAACAGUCUGGAGCAGGCCAACAACCUGCGGGAGGUCCAGGCUAUGAAGAGACUGAGCCCACAUGCAAAUAUCAUCCAGCUCCAUGAACUGAUUUUUGACAAGGAAACUGGAACAGUGUCUUUGAUAUGUGAGCUGAUGGAGAUGAACAUCUAUGAAUUCAUACUAGGGAGAGAAACACCACUGCCUGACCAUACAGUAAAGAACUACAUGUACCAGCUCUGCAAGUCCCUUGAGCAUAUGCACAGCUGUGGAAUCUUUCACAGAGAUGUAAAGCCAGAAAACAUCCUCAUCAAACAAAACAGUCUCAAACUUGGAGAUUUUGGCUCAUGCCGGAGUGUGUACUCCAAGCCCCCGCACACGGAGUACAUCUCCACGCGCUGGUACAGAGCCCCCGAGUGCCUCCUCACUGACGGCUAUUACACCUUAAAGAUGGACAUGUGGAGCGCUGGCUGUGUCUUCUUUGAAAUCAUGAGUUUGAAUCCUCUCUUCCCUGGAACCAAUGAGCUGGACCAGGUCGCAAAAAUCCAUGAUGUGCUGGGGACUCCAGAUCAAAGCAUCCUCAAAAAAUUCAAGCAGUCUAGGGCGAUGCAGUUCAACUUCCCUCCUAAAAAAGGUACAGGUAUCUCACGGUUAAUUCCAAACUGCCCUGCUCCAGCACUGUCCCUUCUCUAUCAGAUACUCGCCUAUGACCCAGAUGAACGCAUCACUGCAGAAACAGCCCUGCGGCACACGUACUUUAGGGAAGUAAGGCUAGCAGAAAAAAAGUCCGAAUCUCUUCAGAGGCUUUCUGGGACUAUAGUUGGAGUACAGGGUAGUGGGACACACAACUCUUUAGACCACAUAUGGAGGCCAGCUAGAGUUGGAAAGCAGCUGAGAGGAAGACACACAAGGCAAACACCUUUAAUCAGCCACAACGUGAAGCACGGAGCAGAUCCAAUCAUCAGAAGGAACGUCCCCCUUUAUCCCACAGAGCUGCCCAAGCUCAACAUGGUUGUCCCAGGACCGCAGCUCUUCUUCCCUGUCUCCACGAUGCCUGCAUUCCCGGUCACUCAGCGGGGCACGCUGCCAGCCAUUAUGUCAAAAAAGUGCCAGUCAAGGUUGGCUAAGCCCCGGGAUGAGUCAGACCGUGACGCUUUCAAGGCCUACUACAUACCACCACUGGAUAGGAAACACGGAGGGUACUGAGAGUCAAUAAAAGGGUUUGGUUCAAAUUUGCCUUGGAAAUAAAACAGGAUAAACCAGAUAAACAGAGAGUUGGAAGGACAAUGUCUGGACAGGCCUGAUGUCGAAAUCUGUUUAGAAAAACAUGCUUGAGGGGAAAAAAAAAAAAAAAAAAAAAAAGACGACCGCCAAGCCUAUCAUGUAAAGCUGUUGAACCUUCACUGUAAUGAUCAGCGUACUAACAGUAAUAGUCAGUCAUAUGUUGGAGUGUGUUUUGUUAUGACCUCGGUCAGGUGUUUCCUGUUUACGUCUGCUUGGAAAUAUACUUCCAUCUGAGCCGAUUAAGCAAUAAGAUAUUUAGGUGACAGCUCUUACUAGAGAUGAAUAACAUGGUGGGAACUACUUGAUGAGGAACUAUCAGAUUCUUGGGAAACUGUCAAGAUUCUUGUGAUAGCAGUCGCACCUUAGACUUAUUCUGGUUGCAUUUUGUUAGGAUGUUGAAGAGUAAUACUCUGUAGUAGAAGAAAAUAGGACAUUUAAAUCACUAUGUAUAUCAAUGUCCUUUACACACCCAUUUCAGCCUAAUUAUUAUUAUAAAGCUGAUCUUAAGCAGGUGUAUUUUGAUAGACACCAUUUUUCUUUUCAGUAGCUGUGAAUGAACCCAAACAGGCCGAUCUGAAAGGUCUUCCAAAAGCAAAAAGAAAAAAAAGAUGCAAAUUAACAUUGGUGUCGACUAAUACUUGCCCUGUUGACAUUGACAAACUGGCAAAUAGCAUGGCAUGAGUUUAUGUCUGCGGCUGAUUCAGAGAGGAGGUUUUUUUGUCAGGCAGAUGAAGUCGUCUUGUGAGUCCUACACUGAAAGGAGUGAUGAAAAACAUGACUUCUUUUCCAAAACAUCAAAAUUGGCUAUGAUUGUCAACCAGUGCAGUUGUAGUUUCAUUGAAAUGCUACAAAAUAAUUCAUAUGGAAUUAAGAGGAAGUCUUUUUACAGGGACAUGGUACAACUCUGUCUCCCUGAAUGGCCCACUAAAAUACUGUUUAUUUAGAUUGACUAUUUAUGGGUAAACUUGUGCAUGUAAACCUCAGAAAACGGCAUAUUUGGACUUUGAUUAGGAUGUAGCUCGCCCAGUUGCCCUCUAGCCAUACCUGAAACUGUGGCUUUAAAAAGCAUCAGUUCUUUUAGAGCUUUGAGCUCUCUAAAAUAAACUGUGAUUCACUGAACUGAGCAGAUCGACUCUUUUCUAACAAAAUAUAAACAAAAGAAAAAAAUACUGGUGAUCAUUGUGUACAAUGUUGUCAUGAACCCUGCAUAAUAAUGCUCUUAAUGUUUCGAUGUCCUGACAUAAAAUGUUGACAAAUUCAUUAUUCAUUUUUUACAUGGUGGAAGUUGGAAAACAAAAACUAUAAUCCAUUUUAAACAUAAAGGUGCAUCUAAAAAUUAGAAUAUAAUAAAAGGGUUCAAUUAUUUUACUAUAGAAGUGAAACUUAUAUUUUAGAUCCAUCUCAUUCAAAGUGAAAUAUUUCAAGACAUUUUUGUUUCAAUCAUGAUGAUUACAGCAUACAGCUGACAAAAAUCAAAGUGUGUAAAAAUAUUAGAAUAUCACAAAAACAUCAGUCCAAAAAUGGAUUUAUAAUACAGGAAUGUUGACUUGGAAAAUCAUGCUCAUUCUGCACUCAGUAACCCAACGUAAACACUUUGAAGACUUUUUUCAAGAGCCUCUUGUGAUUAUUAAGACCCCAUUUCAUGUUCAAUUUCUAACCUGCGUCAUUAGCUGCACAGUUUUCUAUGUUUUGUGCUGAUUGAAGGAUAAAAAUGUAACAAUGUAGAAAAGAAAAUGCCAGUAGUGUUUCUUAUUGUGGUAUGAUAGGGCUUCUUAGGGCUUGUGAGGAAAAAGAUACCAUAAAGUAGCUGCAGGGCCUUUUUUUGGAAAUGAUCUAGAGUUGCCAUACCACAGUCCUGAAGAAUCUUUUUACAAAAUUUGUACUUCAGCUCCAACUAGAGACACAGAGCACUGACAACUCAGCACAGUCAGAUCUUGCAUGGCUCCAAAAGAAUCAUGCGUGAUUAAAACAGAAUUUAAAAAACAAACAUAAAAACUAACUUACAACCUUGUGGUCAAAAUAAAAAUUUCAAAAGCGACAAAAGUUAAGAUCUCAUAGUCUUGCAUUCAAGACCUUUAAAUACGUUUUAAAGGCCUUAAUUUUUACCAAAUAGGUUUAUUAAUUUCUAAUACUUUUAAAACCCCGCAGAGUCAGUUUGUGACUGUUAUGAAGCCAAGGUUGCUCCAGCCUCCACUCCUUGUUAAGCUCCCUCAAGUUCUUGAAUCUGCUUUUUGUGACAACCCUCUGAAGGCUGAGCUCAUCCCUCUUGCUUUCGUACCUUUUUUUUCACCACAUUUUUCUCAUUCAGUCACCAUUCCAUAAAGAUGUUUUGAUACAGCCUCUGAGAACAGCCUGCCCUUUCAGCAGUGACCUCUGUGGCUUACCUUCCUUGUGGAGGAUUACAGUGGUUGUCUUCUGGACAAGAGUGAGAGAAUGAAGGCUAAGGAAACCUUUGCAAAUGGGACAUUUGCCCAAUAUUCUAACAUUUUGAUGUAGGCUGUAAUCAUCAGGAUUAAAACAAAAAAGUCCUGGAAUUUUUCAUUUAGGAUGGGUCUCAAAUUUAUAAAUUUCUAAAGUAAAUCACAGGGAAAAAAUGAACUUUCACAUGAUGUUCUACUUUUUUGAGAUGCAUCUGUAUGAUAGCUUCAAGAACUAGUAAAAGGGUUGUGAAUCCUUUAGCAAUGACGGUCA
Molecule: messenger RNA, 4400 nt
Organism: Cheilinus undulatus (humphead wrasse)
Lineage: Eukaryota; Metazoa; Chordata; Actinopteri; Labriformes; Labridae
Product: MAPK/MAK/MRK overlapping kinase-like
Exons: 12
Coding region: 153-1631 (492 amino acids)
Biological process (GO): intracellular signal transduction; protein phosphorylation
Cellular component (GO): cytoplasm; nucleus
Molecular function (GO): ATP binding; protein serine/threonine kinase activity
Source: RefSeq, a predicted model, not a curated record